Mobula hypostoma (lesser devil ray) is the source of this 2614-nucleotide messenger RNA. RefSeq names its product fragile X messenger ribonucleoprotein 1 (gene fmr1). Gene Ontology annotation, cellular component: presynapse; nucleus; dendritic spine. Bases 11 to 1744 code for a protein of 577 amino acids. Gene Ontology annotation, biological process: regulation of filopodium assembly; regulation of mRNA stability; negative regulation of translation. The transcript has 15 exons. The record is from RefSeq and is a predicted model, not a curated record. Gene Ontology annotation, molecular function: translation regulator activity; mRNA 3'-UTR binding; protein homodimerization activity. Lineage: Eukaryota; Metazoa; Chordata; Chondrichthyes; Myliobatiformes; Myliobatidae.
UGCACCUGGCAUGGCCAAGAUGGAGGACUUGAUGGUGGAGGUGCGCGGCUCGAACGGAGCGUUUUACAAGGCGUUUGUGAAGGAUGUGCAUGAAGAAGCUUUGACUGUGGCUUUCGAGAACAACUGGCAGCCUGAAAGACAGAUUCCUUUCCAUGAUGUACGAUUUCCACCACCAGCAGAUUAUCAUAAAGAUAUUAACGAAGGUGAUGAUGUUGAGGUCUAUUCUCGAGCAAAUGAGAAAGAACCUUGCGGCUGGUGGUUGGCCAAAGUUAGAAUGAUGAAGGGUGAAUUUUAUGUUAUAGAGUAUGCUGUUUGUGAUGCAACAUUCAAUGAAAUAGUCACUGUGGAACGACUGCGACCUAUCAACCCCAAUAAGCCUGCAACAAAAAGCACAUUUCACAAAAUAAAACUUGACGUUCCUGAUGACCUGAGGCGUGCAUGUGCCAACGAAUCUGCACAUAAGGAUUUUAAAAAAGCUAUUGGUGCUUACUGCGUGUACUUUGAUUCAGAAAGCAAUCAACUAGUUGUUUUGUCCACCAAUGAAAUGACGGCGAAGCGAGCAAGCAUGCUGAGUGACAUGCAUUUCAGAAGUAUUCGGACGAAGUUGACUCUGAUGUUGAGGAAUGAAGAGGCAAGCAAACAGCUGGAGAGUUCUCGGCAGCUUGCCUCUCGCUUCCACGAGCAGUUCAUAGUACGAGAAGAUCUCAUGGGCCUCGCCAUUGGUACACAUGGAGCCAACAUUCAACAGGCAAGGAAAGUGCCCGGCGUUACCGCCAUUGAGCUGGAUGAAGAGACGUGCACUUUCCACAUCUACGGUGAGGACCAGGAGGCAGUCAAGCAGGCCAGGAAUUAUCUCGAGUUUACAGAAGAUUCCGUGCAAGUUCCAAGGAACCUUGUAGGAAAAGUAAUAGGCAAAAAUGGAAAACUCAUACAAGAAAUUGUGGACAAAUCCGGAGUUGUCCGAGUGAGAAUUGAAGGAGAUGGCGAUAAGAAGAUUCCGAGGGAAGAGGGCAUGGUUCCUUUUGUGUUUGUUGGAACAAAGGAAAGCAUAAGCAAUGCUCGUGUUCUAUUAGACUACCAUCUAAAUUACUUAAAGGAAGUUGACCAGCUCCGGAUGGAACGUUUACAAAUAGAUGAGCAACUUCGGCAGAUGGGUGCAGGUUUGAGGACCCCUGCAAACCGCUCUGAUAAAGAAAGAGGCUAUUCAGCUGAUGAGAGCACAAGUUACUUGCGCGGGGGCAGACCUUAUGGAAGUCGAGGGCGUGGAAGGCGAGGCCCAGGAUAUGCAUCAGGUAACAACUCUGAAGCCUCUAAUGCCUCUGAGACAGAAUCUGAGCACAGAGAUGAGCUAAGUGACUGGUCACUGGCACCAACAGAUGAAGAAAGGGAGCCCUAUUCACGUCGAGGGGAUGGCCGCAGGCGUGGCAAUCCUGGGCGUGGCCGUGGGGGAGGUCGUGGUCGUGGAAGUAACAAAAAUCUGUCAGCGGUUUCAGAUGAAUUCUUGAGGGCAGACAUCCGUAAACGCAAUUCGUCAAGAGACUCGAAGACUGGGACGACAGACAGCUCAUUGGAGAUCAGAACUGACAGCAAUAAUGAGAGGGGUAUCGCGAUGAAAGCUUCACACAGCCCGAACGUUUUUGGUGAGAGCACUCGGCAACGCAUAGGCAAGGAGCGCGCUCCAAAGAAAGAGAAGCCAGAGACUUCUGCAGACAACCAGCAAGUGAUGGUGAAUGGAGUAUCUUAAAGCGCAUACCUGUAGAGUGAUGUUCUCUCUUAAUUUCCUUUCAUUAACCAUACAAACCAGAUGCUUACAUGUCACUUAGAGAACCCUAUUAGGCCAAAGACAUAAACCUCAUUGGUGCAUAACUGAUGCACACAAUCCACUUUUGUCUUUAAGUAGGCAGGUGGAAAAGUUUGUGAAGUAACCAUCUUCAUUUCACUUAGCAAACUCCUUUUUGAAAAAAAAGUAUAUUGUUUGAUCUGUGCCUUCAAUAUAACUUGCCAGAAGGGGAUAACCUUACUAUAGUUGCAGAAAUCAGGGAAGCUAAAUGAGCAGAAGACAGUAACAAUGUAAAAUACAUGUAUGUAGAUAAAGUGUGGUUAAAUACCGGGGAACCUUUACAGAAGAAUGCAUGCUUUUCAUGAUUUUCCUUAUAUAUGCAUCUAGCUGAACAGUAAAGGAUCAGAAAUCCUUGCACUGAAGUUUGUAUGGCAUUGAUUGGUCAGUGUGGGAGGGCACUUUUUUUCUUUACACCUUGGCAUUUGAUGUACAGGGGUAAAUGUAAAGAAUUAAAUAGUGUAUUGUUUGAAAGGCAUAUAAUGCCUGGAGAUUGUUGCCAAACGGAUGAUUUGUAGUUAUUUAUUUUUGGGAAUGUACAGUAUUGGGGAGGGGAAAAGCUUUGUUUAUGUACCUGUCCACUAUGGGCUCUUGUGUUAAACCUAGUAUAGAUUAACAAAGGUAGAUUGACCUUACAGUGUAUGAUCUGCAAUGGGGCAAUAUUUUUCUCUGUACAUAGUAGUGAAAACAAUUUGGUUUUAUGUUGAUAUUGUUCGGUUGAAGUGCAAUAUAUUUUGUAUGCAAGCAGUUUCAAUUAAUAAAGUUUGAUCUUCCUCU